Schizosaccharomyces cryophilus OY26 is the source of this 270-nucleotide messenger RNA. RefSeq names its product ribosomal protein subunit YmL33. The record is from RefSeq and is a predicted model, not a curated record. The transcript is spliced from 2 exons. The coding region runs from base 1 to 270 and encodes 89 amino acids. NCBI's taxonomy places the organism in Eukaryota, Fungi, Ascomycota, Schizosaccharomycetes, Schizosaccharomycetales, Schizosaccharomycetaceae. Gene Ontology annotation, biological process: translation. Gene Ontology annotation, molecular function: structural constituent of ribosome. Gene Ontology annotation, cellular component: large ribosomal subunit; mitochondrion.
AUGGUAAAGCUCACUAUAUUGAAGUUACAAAGAUCUUCCAUUGGUCUUUCAAAAGGAAUCCGGGAUGUUAUUCAAUCUUUGGGACUAGGAAAGCGCCAUUCGAUUGCGUAUUGUGAAGCCAAUCCUGUGUCUGCUGGUAAAAUAUUCAAGGUAAAGGAAUUGGUGAGUGUAAAUGAAGUGGAAAACAAGAUGUCCAAGUACGAAGAACGGAAAGCCAGAGCUCCUCCUAGUGGAUUUACGGUUGUGAAUCGACGAUUUCCUACGGCCUAA